Molecule: messenger RNA, 1986 nt
Organism: Arachis duranensis
Lineage: Eukaryota; Viridiplantae; Streptophyta; Magnoliopsida; Fabales; Fabaceae
Exons: 3
Coding region: 1-1986 (661 amino acids)
Source: RefSeq, a predicted model, not a curated record
AUGACGUUAAUGAAGUUGCAGAACGGCCUCUGUAAAAGCAUGGAGAACAGUACGUUAAUAAGAGUGAGCAGAAUUCUGUACCGGAAUCCGAUUGUAGUUUUUGGUGGUCUAAUACAGUUUGAUGUCAUGCCGAUCACUGAUGAAACGACUAUGCAGAACAUGUUUCAAAUUCACCGGCAGACUCGGAUGCGACACCCACAGAUUGAGGUGUACAUUGAGUAUGAAACUGUAGAGGCAGUGGCGGUUCAGAAUGAUAUAGAUAUACAUGAUGAUAGAGGUGCAGUGUACGAAGGAAUGAAUAGUGACAGCGAAGAGGACUUCGAAGCCACUUAUGAGGCCGGCAACGAAGAUGAGGAUGGUGAUAUGGUAGUUGAGGAAGCAGCAGAGAAUGUAGUGGUUCGUCCGCCGAGCAGUCAACCGAUGGACGUUCCACCUUUUAUGCGUGAGUUGGAUCUCGAGGCCAUGCAUGCCCCCGAGUUUCCGGAAUAUACAAACAUAGGCGUUGCCGAUGCUGAGGAUGGGGAGUUCCGGAUUGGAAUGGAAUACAGUUCUAGAAAGUCGGUCGUCGCAGCGAUUAAAAGUUUCACUAUUGCUAGAGGAGUUGACUAUGAGGUGUAUGAGUCUGAGCCACAAAUGUUCUAUGCAAAAUGCAAGAUGUACAGGCGUGGAUGUGACUGGCUUAUCCAAGCUAGCUUGAUACGGAAAAAAGGUUAUUGGGAGAUACGAAGAUACAACGGUAGGCACACGUGCACGAUCGGAACGAUUUCACAAGAUCAUUCAAAGUUAGACUCAGAUACAGUUGCCGAUGCUAUAAGGCCAUUAGUCGAGACGGACCCGUCCAUCAAGGUGAAAUCUAUAAUUGAGGAAGUCCAGUCAAGGUUCAACUAUACCAUCAGUUACCGAAAGGCUUGGUUGGCAAAGCAGAAGUCCAUAGCCAACAUUUUCGGUGGUUGGGAGGAUUCUUACCAAGCCUUGCCAUGGUGGCUCUCGGCCAUGGUGCAGAAGAUGCCUGGUUCAGUUGUCCAAAUAGAAACACGACCACUGUACAACGGGAAUGAGGAGGCGCAAGGUGUAAAAAUACUUCAUCGUGUAUUUUGGAGUUUCAAUCCAUACAUUAGGGCAUUCAGGCAUUGCAAGCCCCUGGUUCAGAUUGACGGCACACACCUAUACAGAAAAUACAAAGGUACACUUCUAGUCGCUGUUGCACAAGAUGGAAACCAGAACAUUGUGCCUAUCGCCUUUGCCUUGGUGGAAGGGGAGACAGCUGAUGCGUGGCACUUCUUUCUCAGGAAUCUGCUAAUACACAUCGGCAGUAACUUCUUAAGGGCAUUCAAAGUCCCUUACUUGCAAAAGCUCGUUGUCAACAUAGGGUAUUCAAGAACGGUGGAGGAGUACAAUAUCAACUAUAAGAUGUUGGAAGAGCGAGGCGAGGCAUAUGCCAGGUGGUGCGAUGCCAUUAGACUCAGACAUUGGGUAUUGGCAUUCGACGAGGGACAUCGAUGGGGCCAUAUGACAACGAACCUUGUCGAGUGCAUUAACUCAGUGUUGAAGGGUGCCCGUAAUCUACCUGUGUUGGCGCUGGUCCGAGCAACAUAUUAUAGGUUAAAUGAACUUUUUACGUGGAAGAGUGCUGAGACUCACGAACGCAAGCGUGCUGGAUAUAUGUACUUCGCAUUUGCGCAACAGCGGAUAGAAGCAAGUAUGCAACAGGCUGGGAAUAUAGUUGUGCACCUCUUUGAUAGACGAAAUGAGGUGUUUGAGGUGCGCGAAAUGACUACAGAAAAGGUGUUAGUUGUUGAUCUUGCGCGACGGAGGUGUGACUAUGGGCACUUUCAGGUUGAACGAAUACCAUGUCGCCAUGUUAUUGCUUGCUGUGCUAACCAGCAUCUCGAUUGGCAGUUGUAUGUGCAUGAUGUGUACAAGAUGACGGAGGUCCGUAAAGUAUAUAGGUUUGAGUUCACACCAUUAGGUGAUCCCGAUACAUGA